Molecule: messenger RNA, 636 nt
Organism: Fukomys damarensis (Damara mole-rat)
Lineage: Eukaryota; Metazoa; Chordata; Mammalia; Rodentia; Bathyergidae
Product: GTPase NRas-like
Exons: 2
Coding region: 1-636 (211 amino acids)
Biological process (GO): Ras protein signal transduction
Cellular component (GO): plasma membrane
Molecular function (GO): GTPase activity; GTP binding; GDP binding
Source: RefSeq, a predicted model, not a curated record
AUGAAUAACACACCAAACAGGUUGAAUCUGUACUCCAGUAAAUCCUGCCCAAAUGGCAAAUUAAACUAUGACAUUACGUCAACUAUCAUAAAUGUAACUGGUGGUGCUGGAGAGGUAGCGUUGGGAGACACACUGACAAUACAACUAGUCCAGAACCACUUUGCUGAUGAAUACGAUCCCAUCACAGAGAAUUCGUACCAAAAGCAGGUGGUUAUAGACGGUGAAACCUGUGUGCUGGACACUCGACAGGAGGAGUACAGUGCCAUGAGAGACCAAUACACGAGGGCAGGUGAAGGCUUCCUCUGUGUGUUUGCCAUCAAUAGUAACAAAUCACUUGCAGAUAUUAACCUCUACAGGGAGCAGAUUGAGCGAGUAAAAGACUCAGGUGAUACACCUAUGGUGCUGGUAGGAAACAAGCGUGACUUGCCAACAAGGACUGUCGACACAAAACAAGUCCAUCAACUGGCCAAGAGUUACAGAAUUCUGUUCACUGAAUCCUCAGCUAAGACCAGGAAGGGUGUUGAAGACGCAUUUUACACACUCAUAAGAGAAAAACACCAGCACAGAAUGAACAAACUCAACAGCAAUGAUGAUGGGACUCAAGGUUGUAUGGGGUUGCCAUGUGUGGUGAUGUAA